This is a messenger RNA of Amphiprion ocellaris (clown anemonefish), 1729 nucleotides long. Its product is annotated as GTPase IMAP family member 4-like. Gene Ontology annotation, molecular function: GTP binding. The transcript is spliced from 3 exons. Bases 328 to 1341 code for a protein of 337 amino acids. Lineage: Eukaryota; Metazoa; Chordata; Actinopteri; Pomacentridae. The record is from RefSeq and is a predicted model, not a curated record.
AAACAAACAAAACAAAGUAAUGAUAAGAAUACCUAAAGUGAUCGGUUAAAGAGCUUUAUUGUUGAUCUUAUGUUUUCGUCACCCUUUCUAAAGCAUACCGGCCAUAUACAGAUCUGUUCAGAAAACUUGAGAGCCGUGGACAGCCUGUAGGGAUUCACAUUUUCAGAUGUAAACAGAGACAAUACAAGGAAAUAGGAAGCCCCCUGUUCAUAGCACAGGCGUCCAGAAGUUUCCCAGAAAACUCAUGUGAAAGUUGAGCGACAGAGCUCACAGCUCAGGUCUGAAAGAAGAGAUUUGGUCACCUGGGACCUGGAAAAAUCUUAAGUAAUGGCUGAAGCAAUACCACUCCGAGAGAAGAAGCAGAGAACUCUACCUCGGUCUGAUGGGUGUGGUCUGAAUAACUUUGACGCUCUGGACUUGUCUGGAGGUUUGAGGAUAGUCCUGGUGGGCAAGACUGGAUCAGGAAAGAGCGCGACAGGAAACACAAUCCUUGGCAGAGCUGCCUUCAAAGAAGACCCGAGCCCCGUAUCUGUUACCAAGCACUGUGAGACAGAACGUGGGGAGGUGGAUGGGACUGAGGUCCAGGUGAUUGACACUCCAGGUCUGUUUGAUACAGCCAUCUCAGAGGAAGAAUUAAAAACCAGAAUAGAGGAGUGCGUCAAGAUGUCAGUGCCCGGCCCUCACGCCUUCCUACUGGUGAUCAGACUCGGCGUGAGGUUCACGGAGGAGGAAAGAAACGCUGUGAAGUGGAUCCAGGAUAACUUUGGAGACGACGCCUCCAUGUACACUAUCAUGCUGUUUACGUGUAAGGAUCAAGCCAAAGCUGACAACGCUUUGAAAGAGUGCAAGGAGUUGCGGAGACUCUCGAUCACAUUCGGACGCAGAUACCACGCCUUCAACAACAACGACGCCGAUGACCGCGUGCAGGUCACGGAGCUGAUCACCAUGAUCAAAGAAAUGGUACAGGAUAACGGGGGCAAGCACUACACGAACGAGAUGUAUGAGAAGGCCCAGAGGAAGCUGAGGGAGGAGGAGGAGAGGAAGAAGCAGGAGGAGGAAGAGAAGAAAGAGGAGGAGAGGAAAAUAUGGGAUGCAGAGAGGGAAAAGCAAGAGAAAGAGCGAGAAAAGGUGAAAAAGGUCAGAAGGAAGAACAUACGUGUGGCCUCGGCUGCUGCUGUUGUGCUGGUGUUAGCUGGGGCCAUUAUAGCGGUCGGAGCUGAAACCACAGUGGCUUUGGCUCUAGGAGCUCCUGCACUCCUCCUGGGAGUGUUAUGUGGCUUAGCUGCCAUUUUGAUAUGGAAAGGCAUAAAAUGCAAACCCAAAGCUAGUGUUCCUGUAUAACUAUAACCGAAUGUACAGUAGAAAUAUUCCAAAUACAGCAUUAACACAACAUGUUACUAUACUGUUUAGAACAAAUCAGUGAAUGACGUGUUUUGGCCUUUAUUUUUUGCAUUCUGCUUCUGAAAUUUUGACCCAACAUUGCCAUAACAGAAGUAUGUGAAAUUAAUAGUAAACGGUAUGAAAUUCAGUGUUCUUUUUGUUUUCUUUUCACUCGCUUUUUGUGUGAAACCUAUAUAUGGAUAUGAGUUAUACUUGAACAGAUAUUUUGAAUUGAGUCCUAAUAAAUAAUAUUUAGAGCAUAAAAUUUGUAAAUAAAUUUUUUCCCCAACAGUUUAUACUUUAUUAACUUAUGUGAUAAUUUCUCAAAUAAAACAACUACGCCGAUGAA